Molecule: messenger RNA, 1836 nt
Organism: Rhineura floridana
Lineage: Eukaryota; Metazoa; Chordata; Lepidosauria; Squamata; Rhineuridae
Product: glutathione S-transferase-like
Exons: 7
Coding region: 345-1019 (224 amino acids)
Biological process (GO): xenobiotic metabolic process; glutathione metabolic process
Molecular function (GO): glutathione transferase activity
Source: RefSeq, a predicted model, not a curated record
GCUGUAACUGAGCGCUGAGUCUCUGACAUUGAUUGGAGAGACUUGGUCUUCCCACUGUGCAAAGGCGAGCAAGAGAGACUGAGCAAAUCAGCCAAAACUGGUUUAAUUUGUUCAACUGAAGGACUUUUAACUUCUCACAGGAUAAGUCGUGCAAAUCCGCAAAAAAGGUGGAGCAAAAAAAAAAAAAAAGACACCCCCACCCCCCAAAAGGCAGAGCUCAAGUUUCUUUGCCUUGGUCCUGGAAGGAGAGUCAUAUAACUGGAGGACAACCCACAAUAUUGUUCUGCUGCAAAACGGUUUUCCCAAUUGUGUUGUGCUUGACAGAGUAGAAGAGUACUCAAAAGAUGGCUGGAAAACCCAAACUGCACUAUGCUCGAGGGAGAGGGAAGAUGGAAUCCAUCCGCUGGCUCCUUUCAGCAGCUGGAGUUAAGUUUGAAGAACAAUUUAUAGAAACAAAGGAAGACUUGGAAAAAUUACGGAAUGAUGGAUUCCUCCUGUUUCAGCAAGUGCCCAUGGUGGAAAUUGAUGGGAUGAAGUUGGUGCAGACACGAGCCAUCCUCAACUACAUUGCAGCAAAACACAACCUCUACGGCAAGGACCUGAAGGAGAGAGCACUGAUUGACACAUAUGUGGAAGGCACAACUGAUCUGAUGGAGAUGAUAAUGCACCUCCCUUUCCAGCCCCCUGAGGGCAAAGAAAAGCAGACUGCCCACAUUAUUGAGAGAGCCACAACAAGAUACUUCCCUGUUUAUGAAAAGGUUUUAAAAGACCAUGGACAAGAUUUCCUUGUUGGUAAUCAGUUCAGCUGGGCUGAUGUACAUCUGCUUGAAGCUAUUCUGAUGGCAGAAGAGUUGAAGCCUAAUAUUCUCUCUAAAUUCCCUGUGCUGCAGGCCUUCAAGACCAGAAUAAGCAACAUCCCCACAAUUAAGAAAUUCUUGGAGCCUGGCAGCCCCAGGAAACCCCCAUUAGAUGACAAGGCUAUCCCACAGAUCAAGAAGAUUUUCAACGUUCAGCUGUGAAAAUAAUUGCAAAUUCUGACAUAACCUUACCUGAUUUAUGCUGGUUCCUCAUAUAUACUAUUACUAACUAUAAGGCCCAUGUUAUCUGCAAGAUUAACAGUGCAAUCCUAUACAUGUCUACUCAGAAGUAACUCCCAUUGAGUUCAAUAUAGCUUCUAGGAAAUGUGAGUACAGGAUUGUAAUCUAAAUACGUAAAACUGUAACUCAUUUUGGUUAUACGGACUUAACUAAGACCUUGUUUAGAUAUUAAUCUAAUGCAGUCUUCCCUAACCUGGUAUGCUCAAGAUGUAGAAUCAGAAUAGUAGAGUUGGAAGGGCCAUCAAGUCCACCUCCCUGCUCACUGGAGGAAUCCAAAUCAAAGAAUUCCCAACAGAUGGCUGUCCAGCUGCUUCUUGAAUGCCUCCAGUGUCGGAGAGCCCACUUCCUCUCUAGGUAGUUGGUUCCAUUGUUGUAUGGCUCUAACAGUUACAGAUGUUUUGGACUACACCUCAAAUCACCCCCAGUCAGCAUGGUCGGUGAUGGGAGUUGUAGUCCAAAAGCCCUGGAAGGCACCAGGUAGAGGAAGGCUGGUUUAAAGGGCAGAGUUGCCUGAGUUAACAACAAACAAUCGGCACUUUCAGAUGAGCAUCUUCAGGAGAAAGAUAGGAUACAUCUCAAAAGGAGACGUGUUAUGGUAGUGAUUAUUAUGUUAAAAAUAUCAUCCUUUGUUUUCCCUGGCCUGUGACAUCAUUAUAGCUGACCAGUGUAUUUGUUAUUAUUUAGUAACUUACUCAUUAUCAGGAAUAAUUGUCUGAGCAAUUAAAUACAUUUCUCUUUC